Molecule: messenger RNA, 813 nt
Organism: Heterostelium album PN500
Lineage: Eukaryota; Evosea; Eumycetozoa; Acytosteliales; Acytosteliaceae
Exons: 3
Coding region: 1-813 (270 amino acids)
Biological process (GO): mRNA pseudouridine synthesis; tRNA modification
Cellular component (GO): mitochondrion
Molecular function (GO): RNA binding; pseudouridine synthase activity
Source: RefSeq, a predicted model, not a curated record
AUGUUUUUAAGGUUUUAUCCAAAAUUAAAACAUCUAAAAUCAAGUAUUAGAUUCCCACAAAAUGGUAUACUACCAAUAUAUAAGGAUAUCGGGGUAUCUUCUGCAAAUGUUACAAAUAUAAUAAAAUAUCUGUCUGAAGAUAAGAAUUUAAAAGUUGGUCAUGGCGGUACUUUAGAUAUGGAUGCAAGAGGUCUACUUAUAGUUGGUUUCGGUAAUGGUUGUAAAGAUUUAAAUCAUUUUCUAGGUGCUGAUAAAACUUAUAAUGCAACUGCAUUCUUUGGAUAUGUGCCACCGCGAUACUCUGCCAUCAAGGUGGACGGCGAGCGACUCUCUGACUGGGCGGCCAAGGGUGCCUCUGUCAUCCCGAAGGCGCGCGAUCUCAAAGUGUAUAGUGCGCGAUGCACUCUCUACAAGGCGCCGUUCGGUGAGUUUGAAAUGGAGGUGUCGUCGGGCUUCUACGUGCGGUCGUACCUCACCGACAUUGCCAAGUCACUGAAUACCGUCAGCUAUGUCACCGACAUCUAUCGUACACGAGUCGGUCCGUUCUCCGUUGAGAGUGCACUGCGUGUCGACGAACUGAACGAAGGUGCCAUCUACAACGGUCUGAUGGCGACGAAACGUCUCUACAAAGACUACUUUAAAAUGAACGAACUGACAGAGAUUGAAAAGCGAAAUCAAGAACACAACAAACAUUUGAAUAUGAACCGACCGAAAAACGCAUUACUCUUUGAUUAUUCAACACCGAAACACUCUAGAACCAGACCCAGGAAAUCAACACAUUUUCAUAGUAAUAGAGAAAACUUUGAUGAAUAA